Molecule: messenger RNA, 3596 nt
Organism: Plutella xylostella (diamondback moth)
Lineage: Eukaryota; Metazoa; Arthropoda; Insecta; Lepidoptera; Plutellidae
Source: RefSeq, a predicted model, not a curated record
AUUUUACCAUCAUACCCUAUAUUUGUUCUUGAGUAUUAUAAAAACAAUACGCAGUCACUACUAAUACUAUUGACACGCGUAAUAUGCUUGUUAUUCUUUGUUAUAAUUUUACUUUAUGAGUAUGAAAUACUUAAUUUUGUGCCUUUAGAAUCGAUAUAAUUGUUAUGUUAUAUUAAAGAGGAAAUAGUUUUCAAAACUAUAUUCGUAUUCCAACGUGAUUCAUUCAUUCUUUCCGGUAUUAAUUUUCGAUAAAAAAAAAUAUCGACUUAGUCAUGCACUACUGUCAAGAGAACCCUCCCCUCGCCCCGCAAAACAUGGUCGAUGCCAUUGUAUGUACUGGCGUAUAGAUAGACCAACAAAGCGAGCGAGGGAGAAGAAAAUCCCUUACGGAAAUUUGGCAAGAUAGAAAAGGAUAGCGAAUACAAUGAAACUGUGACUGGUUUAACUGGUUUUGAAUGACAGAUCAUCACAAGCCGGCACACGCGGAGAAUCAACUCCUUAGUAUUUUGGAUUUUUUACAUUCCCUCUAGAUACUAUACUAAGAGGAAAAUGGUUGAGAUUAACUGGGCGCGUUGGUUGGAAUCCAACGAAGAACUCUGCCAUUUGCAGCAAACAUUUCCCGGACAAAUAUAAAAGAAAAAGACGAAUAAAUACAGUUUUAGCUAAAGGAGCCAUUCCAACUUUAUUUGUACCAGGACAUAUUUAAAGAGAGAAUUCCGUCAUCGUAUAUUUGUGGCAGGCAUUUUGGAAGAUCUCGCCGUUUACAUACGGCGUCGUCAGUUUACAAACGCUCGAUGUUUUGUAAUAUGCCGAAGGCAAAAUGUAUAUUGCCGUGUCAUUUUAUAGUAUGCCACAACAUUUCAUUGACAAUCCAUACGCCGUUUAUACAUAAUGCCGCGGCAAAUUGAAGAAUUUAGUUCUGGUUCUUACCACGCGCGGCGCUGUUGAUCACAACAACAAAAAUUGCGUCAAGUAGUGGAUCUGUGACUCAAAAAAUACUCAAAACAGUGCAAAUAUUACGAGUGUAGAAGCAUUUUCACCAAAUAAUUGUGACUUUUAAGUUAUUUAUUAGAGUGCAGGAGCAGUAAAAAGGCCGUAGACAAACCACAAAGUUUUUCAGGUUAUCCCGCACCUAAAAACUACUACGUUAUCCAUAGAUCCCCGUGUACGGAGGACACAUGCAGGAUAUUAAUUAAGAGCUUCAUAAAUUGUUUAGUAAAGGGUUUAGCGUUUUCCUAACUUUAGUGCAUUCGGGCACCAGUGUUUGUUUUUUUCUGGAAAUGCUUAGUUUUAUUGUUCUGUAUAAAUGACUACGUUUUUUAUUUAAAUGUAGCGUUUGUAAACUGACGACGCCGUAUGUAAACGGCGAGAUCUUACAAAUGGGGACUACCGUUUUUUUGCUCACCAGUUGGCGCCACUGUCGACUGAGGUCAAGAGGGGUGAGAGCUGUCAAAAUUAUCAAAGGCGACUUUAAGAAAUCGGCGCGAAAUAUAGUUUUUAAAUUUCAUAAACUUAUAAAUUAUAAAUACCUAACUAACUAUUUUCAUAUUGUUACUAUGCCACAAUGUUGUGCAGUUCCGUUAUGUUCGGAAAGAAAAGGAGGACACAUGUUUCCAAGGGAUAAAACUGUGCUAGAACAGUGGCUUGUGGCGAUUCGCAGGAAAAAUUAUUGUCCGACAAAACAUUCUCGUGUUUGUAAAAAACAUUUUAACCCCGAGGAUUAUGUGUUACCCAAAGAAUCAUAUACAGAAAAUCCUAUUCCUAGACUAAAGCCAAAAGUUGUACCUAGUAAAUUUUCUUGGAACCAAGAAAGUGAAGAGAGAAAGGAAAUGAAAAGACAAGGUGCAGAAAGAGCUCACCAACGUCAACAAAAGAAACUGGAAAAUGCUACACUUUCUUCAAAUAUAGAGGAAACCCAACAUCAACAUGAAGAACAUUUUGCCUCAUUGGGAUCGCAACGUGUGGUCAAGGAGGAUACGACUUUACCAGAUACAUCGCCCCGAGUUCUUCCUGUUCCCGUGUCACAAAAGGCAGAAGCAGCAGGCAGCCUUGUCUACAAUGCCAAAGUUCCGGCGACGUCCGCGGGUCUGCGCUGCGCGGAGUGUGGCGGCGCCGUCGCGGGCCGCGUGUUCGCGUGCGUGCAGUGCGCAGGCGCGGGCCUGUGCGCGGCGUGCGGGGGGGGCGCGGGGGGCCGCCACCGCCGCCACGCCGUGCUGCGCCUGCCCUCGCGGCGCAUCUACAACAAAGUGCGAGAUCUCUUCGAGUCGCUGCAAAAAGAAUUCGCUAAAUUAGGACUUGAUGAUGCGUCUGAUGACGAAAGCUUGAAUAGUGACGACGAUGAAGUACCCAUCGGUAAUGAUGAUGAUGAUGAAGAGGAAAGCAAAGACUGGGAACAAUCCCUGACUGUUCCAGUUACUUCUUCUCCUAGUCGUAAACGAAAGCGCAAAACCAAAAGUUAUGCUUCUACUGCACCUAAGGAUAAAUAUUCCAAUAUAAUGGAUGACACUGAUAUCGAUGAACCACUCGUACUUGUCAAGCAACCUCCACUAGACGAUAAUCCGGAUCCGUUAUCGGAAGUAAAAAUUGAACCAGAUGAACCGCCAGAAGAAACAGCUGCGGGUGUCAUAACAGAAGACUCAGUAGUAAAAUCCGGCAUCAUAUCAGAAGUUCCAACAACAGUGCAAACAAACAAAGGGAUAAAAGAUAGCAAAAAAGAUUCAGUUAAGACCAAGAGAAGAAGUGGAUUGAAUAAAGUUACUAUGGACAGUCACUUAACCACUUUCAAAAAGGCGGAGAUAAUUGUAUUAUAUAAACAAAAUAUUGCAAUUAGUGAAAUCGCAAGACGUUUAAUGAUAUCCAGGAGAACUGUUCAAUUAUGGGUUCACCGAUACAGAGAUUCGGGACAUGUAGACAGUAGUCGUCGUGGCCGCAAACCUACUGCUACCUAUACGGAUGCAUCACCACGCCACCGAGAAAUCGUAGCAGCACAUAGCGCUGAUCCGUUCUGCAGCACCCGUUCUACGGCCACAGCACAUAAUAUAUCCCUACAAACCGUACGGGUUCACUUGCGCGCUGCUGGGAUGAGGUGUCGGAAGGUGGCGAAGAAAAUUGUCUAACCGAUCCUCACACUCAGGGCCCAGCAUCGUCGAAACAGUGUGCGUUUUGCGACUGACUAUUUAAACUUUGAUUGGUGCAACAAUGUUGUGAUAUUUAGUGAUGAAAAGUCUUUUAAGUCAGACAAGGAUGGACGUAAGAUAUCAUGGCGAUAUUAUCUAUAUUACUUAUAGUAAUUUUUCUUUUUCCAUUUGUAUAAAAUUUUAGUAAUUUUGUUAAAUAAUUAAAUUAAUUAUUAAUAAUUAUGGGUAAGCCAAUGUGUUAAUGAUGUUAUUGUUACUGAGGAUAGAAGAAGUUAUCUUAUUUCUAGCUAAUUAACAUGUUGAUUCAUAUAACUAAUGACUUGCCUAUUUACUGUAGUAAAACGGCCAGUCCAUCCUUGUCUGAUGUUUAUUAUGGUUUAAAACCUGAAAUUGAAAAUUGUGCGUAUGAAUAUAAACUAGAAUAGAAUAAAAUAAAUAAAAAAGAACAAAUUUAUCUUC